Trichogramma pretiosum is the source of this 3057-nucleotide messenger RNA. RefSeq names its product oocyte zinc finger protein XlCOF6-like. Gene Ontology annotation, molecular function: RNA polymerase II transcription regulatory region sequence-specific DNA binding; DNA-binding transcription factor activity, RNA polymerase II-specific. Gene Ontology annotation, cellular component: nucleus. The record is from RefSeq and is a predicted model, not a curated record. The transcript is spliced from 2 exons. Lineage: Eukaryota; Metazoa; Arthropoda; Insecta; Hymenoptera; Trichogrammatidae. Gene Ontology annotation, biological process: regulation of transcription by RNA polymerase II. Bases 501 to 2831 code for a protein of 776 amino acids.
UCGCGAGUCCGAUUUUCACGAUACAGAGUAAGUGAGCACUCGUCGCCGCAUAUAGAGGCCGGGCGCGAUCGUUUUUUACUUAUCAAUUAUUAUCGGUCUUUUGAGACGGUCGGAGCGGCCCCCGGACUCGAUGUUUGGGAUAAUAUCGUUGGACAAUACUCGGGGUCUGGCGGGCGUUUGAAUAGUCGGGCCCCCGGUGGUGGCUCCAUUCCUUUCGGAGCGAGAGAGAGAGAUCAUCGCGGCCGAGGGUGCAGACGGGAUCGGCUGCAGACGAAUCGAAAUUCGAACGCGGAGAGUCCAGGGCGGCCCGUCGCAGGUGGAUCCGACAAAAGGGACACAGAGUGGCUCAAUUGUGGGGCAACGCGCGAGUCGAAUUCCCGGCCGUCUUCGGCUGCCUACUCGGCUGCGCUUCGUCGAAUUAAUCGACGACUGCGAGUGCUGCCUCGUGAUCGAGUUCGCCAGAAGUUCGCCGCGUUCGUGCAUCGAGAAAAGUAAUCAGCAUGAAGUUUUGGAAGGAGGGCGGCGGCGUAUGCUCGCACGAGCGCGGCUGCGUCAACGUCGUGCCCGUCUGGAUGAAAAACGACACCGAGUACAAGUACCUGUUUCUCUACGAGGACCCGAGCUCCAAGCUGGUCGUGCUGAAGGCCAUGCGGAGCAACGACGCGGCCGAGACGGCCAACAAGCUGCUCGACGUCGUGGCCACCAUCGGGGCCCCUCGGCUGCUCCAGAGCUCCGUGGGCGGCCACUUCUCGCGACGACUGCUCCGCGAGUUCAAGUCCAAGUGGGCCAACGCGCCGACGACGACUCAGCACGACGCCGACGAGGCGAGCAGCCGCAGGCAGCUGCAGCGAGUCGCCGAGAUCCGCCGCUCCGUCGACGCCUGGCUCGCCGACAAUCCGACCAAGUGCUGGCUCGAGGGCAUCAAGAUCGUGCAGGCCCUGGAGAACGCCUCGGCGAGCUUGGCGCCGCUUCAGCAGCCGUCGUUGCAGCAGCAGCAGCAGCAGCAGCGUCAGAUAGGCGUCGUCGAGCCCGAGGUCGACUCGUAUCUCAGUCACGGGGUCGACGUAUUUUUGAGCGACUGCAACGACGAUUGGCUGGCCGCUGACAAGGAGUACAUGCUUCAGGCGCUGGACGCCGAGGACGCAGCAGCAGCAGCAGCAGCAGCAGCGAGCGACGAUCCGGCCGUGAUCGACCCGUUGCGCGCCGACGAGGCCAUCAUCGACUUGAACUGCAUCGAGAUCGGCGACUCGAACUCGAGCCAGAAUUACUUUUACGAGCUGCAGCAGGAGGAUGAUCAGAUGCCGUCGGUCGAGCUGGCGAAUCUGGACGAGCUGCUGUCGAGCAUGGACCGGCGCCUCGUGGAGCUGCGCAACAACGAGUACUUCAAGUGCGACCUGUGCGAGAGCAAGUACGAGAAGCUGAGCGAGCUCGAGGCGCACGCCAAGAGCCACGACCGGCCCGACAAUUACGUCUGCCAGGUCUGCUUCAAGUCGUUCCACGUGCUGCGGAUAUUCAACAAGCACCUGCGCUCGGCCCAUCCGGAGCUGCUGCCGAUCGAGCUGCUGGACAAGGCCGACUCGAGGACGAAGCCGGUGCUGGAGCGCGCCAAGAAGUCACCGCGCGGCUCCAAGAGCGCCGACUGGCAGUGCCAGCUGUGCAAGCGCAAGUUCGUCUACCAGAGCAUCCUCAAGCGUCACGUGCGCUCGCACACGAACGAGCGGCCCUUCGGCUGCAAGCUCUGCGAGCAGAGGUUCUUCCAGCGCAGCCACCUGAGCCAGCACUUCGUCCGCUGCCACACCAAGUGCAACGGCAACCAAUGCGCCGACUGCGGGGCCAGCUUCGACGCGAGGCAGGACUUUCUGCGCCACUACCGCGACUGCCACCACGAGAAGCUCGAGCCGCUCAAGCACCUGCUCGAGUGCGACUUCUGCAAGAAGAUCUUCUUCGACAAGUCGAGCCUGCGCCGCCACAUCGACGCGAUGCACGUCCAGCUGCAGCCACGCUACUGCUGCGAGAUCUGCGACAAGAAGUUCAAGCUCGAGUGCAAUCUACGGAAUCACAUGUACACCCACACCGUGGAGAAGACGUUCGGCUGCCCGAUCUGCGGCCGCAAGUUCAGCCAGAAGAGCGUGCUGCAGGCCCACGCGAGGCGACACACCGACGACAAGCCCUACCAGUGCGAGGUCUGCGGCCUGCGAUUCUUCGAGAAGCUCAAGUUCAUCGGGCACUCGAGGCGCCACACGAACGAGCGGCCCUUUCGCUGCGGCCUCUGCCCCAAGACCUUCGCCCUGAAGGAGACCCUGCGCCGACACGAGCACGCCGUGCACUACGCCAAGCCCAGCUACCAGUGCGAGAUCUGCGCCAAGAUGUUCAAGCAGCUCGUCCACCUCAACGUGCACAAGCGCGUCCACAGCGACGAGAGGCCCUUCCAGUGCGCCCUCUGCAAGGCCAGCUUCAAGUAUCGGGCUCUGCUGAAAAAUCACGAGGACGUGCACAAGAACGUGCGCCGCUACGAGUGCUUCGACUGUCGGGCCACCUUCGUGCGCAAGAGCAAUCUGAGGAUGCACAUCUCGGGCAUGCACACCAAGGAGCGACCCUUCCACUGCACCCACUGCGACAAGAAGUUCAAGCAGAAGAGCCACUUGAACGGACACCUGAGGACCCACACCAAGGCUCUGCCCUUCGCUUGCCACAUAUGCGGUCAUCGCUGCAACAGACGCGACAAUCUGAACAAGCACAUCAAGACUCACGAUAUAACGAGGAUAGUCAAGAGAAGAGCCAAAAAGAAUACACCGUCGAGCGAAAACUUGAUCAAGUUGUACGGUCAGUGAUUUUGUUCAACUUAUCUAUCGUAUUUCUAUAUUGACGUCAAUUCUCAAUGUGAUAUUGUGAAAGUAUGUACUCACGUGUAUGUGAUUUUUACUCAUCUUUCAAAUUUAAUCAUUCCACUUGCAUCCCAUCUUCAACUUUGCCAUAAAUAUUGAAUUGUUGAAUAUAAGAAAUUCCAGCUUACAUUUUAUUGUGCAAUAUGUUAACCGUUGGAGUGUCAUACAAUAA